Molecule: messenger RNA, 4329 nt
Organism: Lasiosphaeria miniovina
Lineage: Eukaryota; Fungi; Ascomycota; Sordariomycetes; Sordariales; Lasiosphaeriaceae
Exons: 7
Coding region: 1-4329 (1442 amino acids)
Source: RefSeq, a predicted model, not a curated record
AUGUCGGAUAUCAGGGUCCUGAUCGUGGUCGAUGGCAUCUUUCGAACAGGUGAACAAGAUGCGGGAGACUACACGUUCACCAUCAACCACUUGAUCAAAACACUACGCAGUGACCCGUCCAUCUCGGUCGACACGGCGAACCGCAAUGAUGACACCUUUGGAAGUCCGCCGCCAAACUUCCCCGACCCUUGGACGACUGUCAGCAAAGGCCAGCCCUUCAACUUUGCCACGACCAACCUGUCCGUUUACAAUGAAAUCUGGCUCAUUGGCUACAGCGGGUCCAAUUUAACCCCGAAGAAUCCCAUCUCAUUCAUUUCGGAAGCUGAACUGGCCGCAGUCGCCCGGUUCAUGGACUUCGGCGGCGGUGUCCUCGCCACCGGAGACCACGGCGGCCUAGGCUCGGCUAUGUGUGGUCUCAUACCUCGCGUCAGGACCAUGCGCAAGUGGUUUCUGGCAAACGAGACAGACUCGCGAGUUAAUUUUGUGCCCUCCCAGGCUCGAAACUGGCCGGGCCUCGGGGCCGGCAGGGCGGAUACUCUGCAGCCAAAUGCAAUCCCGAACGUCAUUGGCGACUACAACUUUGACUGCCAGUCUGACGACAAGCCCCAGAAACUGACUCUGGUCUCGGGCACCACGCAUCCUCUGCUCCAGGUCCCGGGGGGCCUUCUUGAUGUGUUUCCGGACCACAUGCACGAGGGAGAAGUGCUCGGCUUCGGCGGCGUGCCGUCGUCGGUGCCUUGGAUCCUGACAGACACGGUGGGCCCAUGGGAAGGCCAGACCUGGGCCGAGUAUCCGCAUUCUGAUGUGGUGAAGCCCAUCGUCCUCGCCACGGGCGAGAUCAUCAAGGACCACAGCACUCCGCUGACCGGGGGAGCCCCCUGUGAAAUGGGCAACUUUAGCGCCGACGGUGACCCGACGAACUCCAACCCUGACGGCGGUAACCAAGUCAUCAACACCCUGUCAGCCUAUGAUGGACAUGCGGCGGGCGUUGGCCGCGUCAUGACCGACUCGUCCUUUCACCACUACAUCGACCUCAACUUGGUCGGCGACCCGUGCAGCUCGAUCCCGGACCGCAACCUCGGCUUCAAGACGGCAGCGGGCCAGCCGCACUUGGCCAAGUUCGAGGCCUUCUUUCUCAACGCAGCGAGGUGGCUGGCUGGCCCACGAGUCGACGCCUGGCUCGCCGUCAGCAAGAAUAGUUUUGGUCUCGACGAGGUCAGCGAGGUAGUCGACAACACGGGCCGGAGCAGGUGGCCGUCGUCCAUCUGGCUCAUCCUGGACGGCAUCUCCCCCGAAAAGGCAGAUGCCGCUCCCACCCCUGUCGUAACGAGCUCCCUAUUGGCACCGGGCAUCGUCGAGGCCACGGUUGGGCCCUACAGAGCCACGAUGCCUGCCCAGACGACGACCCCACAGCGUAUUGCGUACCCCAUUGAAAUCGAUUUCUUCGCCCAGGCCGCCAAGCCAAAGGCGGCCGGCGGUCUCUUCCCUGCCGUGGGAGGUGACGUCACGUACGGGCUGAAAGUUGACGUCGUCAUCGCGGGCCAGCCAUUUUCGGCCGAGGGCGAGAUUGAGCUCGUCGGCGGCGCGGACCCGUACUUCUCCAACGUCGACUACACGGGCAGCGGCGUCUACUACCUGUCCCAAGACCUCCGGGUCUGGUCUGUGACGCCUGGUCUGCUGCCCUCCAACGCCGGAGGCAAGAUCCAAGACCCCUCGGCCCCGGCGAUGCAGGUAGCCAAUGCGCAGGCCCAAGAGACGGCAGCAGGCUACCGGUACGUCCAGGAUGUCCUGGACUGGCUCAACGCAAACUACACGGACCCCAGCAAAGGCGACGUCUUUGAGCUCUUCCCCGACCAAGGCGCCGCACUCAGCUCCUUCUCGUCGGUGCGGCCCAACCAACCAAGCCCCGCCAAUCCCCAGGUCAAGCUGACGACGUACAACUUUGCCGUGGCACGUGUACGCAUCAACGGCGGCUCGACCGGCCCAAAACCGUGCAAGGUCUUCUUCCGCGCCUUCGCCGCCAACUCCCCCGACACUGACUUCCAGCCAUCGACAGCCUACCGUUCCUCCCCGGCCUCGGGACCGCCCGAAAUUCCCCUUCUUGGCACGACGGCGUCGUCGUCGUCGGAUAUCACCACGGUCCCGUUCUUUGCGACCGGUAACCACGACGGCAAUGGCGACUUCCAAAAAAACACCGACUACACGGCCCCGUCGGUCAACAACCGCCCCAUCGGCAACCCCAACAACUCACACGGCGAGGUGAUCUACGCCUACUUCGGCUGCUUCCUCAACGUCUUCCCCACGGCCAACACCAUCCUCGUGCCGCCCGCCCCAACCCCCAUGCCCGUUCUGGCCCUCUUGCCGGGAAGCCACCACUGUCUGGUGGCACAAAUCGCCUACGACGACGCGCCCAUCGACGAUCUGGCGAACGGCAUCACGCUGGGCCCGCAGAACUGCGACAAGCUCGCGCAGCGCAACAUCCAGGUCACGACGGCAAACGACCCUGAAUCGCCAGAGACGCGGCUCGUCCCGCAGGUGUUUGAUGUGCGGCCUAGCCGUGCCCUUUUUGGGAACUCGCCGUGGCAGCAGUUCGCGACGACGCCCGACGAGCUGAUCGUCGAGUGGGGCAGCGUGCCGGCCGGCUGCGAGGCGCGCGUGUACUGGCCCGGCGCCUUGGCCGAGGAGGUCGUGGCGUUGGCGAAUAGAAUGUAUAACCCCAAGACGCAUGGUUUGAGGGCGGCAGGGGGUGACAAGCAUAGUUUCGUGGUCGCGGUGCCCGAGGCCGGCGGAUGGACUUGGAUUCCGGUGCCUCGAGGAGGGGCAGCGACGGGAGCAGGGACGACGACGGCGACGACGACGGCGGCGACGACGAAUCUGGCGGGAUUAUUUACUGUGCAACUGCCCGAGGAUAUUGUUAAGGGACAAGAGUUUGUUGUCACGGUGCGAAGAGUCGCGUCGAGGGUGCCCCCGAGAGAUGAAGAUCCUCCGACACUUAGGGCGGCACAGCACCAUCCGUUACCCGCAACAUCAGAUCAAGUGAUACAAGGAGAAGGGGUAUCGGUCAUCGUCAGCACACCAACAGCAGCAGCAGCAGGAGCAGCAGGAGCAGCAGCAGCAGCAGCAGCAUCAAAAAUAGACGCAACCGUCCCUACCAUCCGCUCGACCAACUGGCGCUACGUCACGGGCGCCUUCGCGGUGCGCAUCCCCGUCUCGGUGCCCGUCGACAUGCUCCCCGCCGAGCGCGACCUGCAGGCCGUGCUGGCGUGGAAGCUGAACGCGCUACCCGCCGGAAGCCGCUGGUUCAAGGUGCUGCAGCGCUAUCUGGGCCACGUGACGGCGCGCGUCGACGGGAUCGGCGGUAAGGACCUGCCGUUCGUGCCGAGUCCGGCCGGGGCGGUGCCGGUGCCGCACCACGGCCAGGGCAAGUACCCCGACAGACACCGUGGCCCGUUUUGCAAGUUCGUGGGCCGGGUCCCUGCCGUGACGUACGGCUCGGGCGGCGAAUUUUUGGGCUUUGUGCAUUGCGAUGAGCAGGGCUGCGAGAGGAGGUUCGAUGGGCCCAGCCGAGGGUUUGAGUUCGUUAUUGGAGAGGCUUGGCGGAGACAGGACAUUGUCGAGGUGGAAACUCCAGAGCAAGACAAGAGCCACUACUACCGCCGCAUGCUGGACCUAUGGAACCGAUAUGUUGAAGACCAUCCCAAUGCCAACGCUUACGAUCUCAUGUCCUUGAAAGACUUUAUGAAAGAUGUUGCAUUCAGUAUCGACGGUGCUGAAGACAACCCUGAUCCAGGGCAAGGGACGGAUGUGACUUUUGGAGUUUUCCUCAACGAAUACGGAAAUGCCGAGUUCGCCGUUCAGCUAGUUCGGGAUGCGAAGGAACGCACGCUCCGCGAAUUCGACAAGCCAUCUCCUCAAUUUACAGGGGCCGACAAGGAGUCGCCCCUUGACGAGGAAGGCCUCGCCAUCAAGAUGGAAUUCGAUGAAGCACUUGCUGCAGAGAAGAUGCAAGAUUUGGACAUUGUUAUCCUUCGGCCACGCGGUUCUGAGAAUGUGGCCCAGAUGGAUCGGCAGUUCUGCCGACGAUUCCGCGUCCGCCGCGCAGCCAUCGAGGCCUGGCUCAAGUUUCUCGCCGCCAAUCACCCUGGCUACAGAGACUUUACCCUUAACUACGACAAUCUCUCUCAGCUCCCCGAGGAUGGCAAUGUAUUUGACCAACUUACCAUCCAUGAGGUCAACGAUACAACGGGCGUACCUGCCGAUUUUGGCCCUGCUGAUGAAUCAGUUGAAGAGCCGGAGCCUGAAGAUGGUGAUGUUGUAGAUGAAGUUUAA